AUGGAGAUUGUUGCUCUCCCUCAGCGGCAUGAUUGCGCGACCACGAGACGAGUCAGGAUUUUGAGCGCGUCCUCUUCUUCACGGCUCUCAAGCUUCUGCUGCAGCAGGGAAUUCAGACACUCCACUGCCUCGGCGUUACCCACGAGAUUUUUGAAUAAAGGGGAGGUGAAGGAAGGAGACGAAGAAGAUGAAUCUCAUCCGGCAGCAGCUGGUCUGCCUCUUCGACGGUGGCCAAGAUCUCUUCAGCUAGAGUAG
Molecule: messenger RNA, 255 nt
Organism: Linum trigynum
Lineage: Eukaryota; Viridiplantae; Streptophyta; Magnoliopsida; Malpighiales; Linaceae
Source: the annotation of a GenBank genome assembly